Molecule: messenger RNA, 1104 nt
Organism: Daphnia magna
Lineage: Eukaryota; Metazoa; Arthropoda; Branchiopoda; Diplostraca; Daphniidae
Product: protein ILRUN
Exons: 5
Coding region: 131-814 (227 amino acids)
Biological process (GO): macroautophagy
Cellular component (GO): phagophore assembly site
Molecular function (GO): ubiquitin binding
Source: RefSeq, a predicted model, not a curated record
UCUUUUACAAGGAGCACACAAUUGCAAGGACACACAUUACUCAACGAGAGCCGUUACGAACAGUCUUGUUCUUAAUCUUUUCCCAAUUAUUUAAUUGGUCUUUUAUUUUGCAGCCACAUUCCUGAACAUCAUGGAGGUUGAUGAUCUUGAACAGAAUUUGCUUCAGCAAUUUAGUUGUAUGGGCACGACAGAUCACGAAGUUUUAAUUUCUCAACUAAGAAAAUUGGUAGGCGACGAUGUAAACGAGUCCACGGCAUCGUUUUUUCUGGAUAUGAAUAACUGGAACCUCCAAGCUGCUAUUUGUUCAUAUUUUGAAUUUCAGUCCACACACAAACUUCCCAAUAUGACAUUGAUUCAAGAUGUCACGAUUGGUGAAGGAGAAAGUGUACCUCCUCAGACUAGUUUUGUCAAAACCUGGAAGGUUGCUAAUAAUGGGGAUGACAGGUGGCCUGAUGGUAGCUAUUUGGCUUUUACUGGUGGUGUCAAUUUAGCCAUGCAAACAGCUGUUCCCGUAGCACCUCUAAAUCCUGGUGAGGUUACAGACAUCAGUGUUGAUAUGAACAGCCCAUCUCUCCCAGGGAUGUAUGAAAGCAAAUGGAGAAUGGCAACCCCCAACGGAUCUUAUUUUGGAGACACAAUAUGGGUGAUCUUGAGUGUUGCAGAAGGAGGAACAUUAGCACUAACACAGCAACUUACUCACUUCAAUGCUCUUGGUUCUGUAAUACCCAUUGGUCCCCCUUUUAAUCCAUUUGCUGCGCAGAAUGUUGGCCGAGCACAGCAUUUACAUCAGGAUGACGCGCAAAUGGGAUCUUAAAAUUCUCACUGUCCACACUAUUUUUCUUAAUUGUGAAAGGAAAGCCUGUUUAUAUAAUCUUAAAAGAAUGAAGAGUCUAUAUGAUUUUAAUUUCCGUGCAUAUCGGAUCGUGUUUUCCCUUCACGUUUUUUGUGUGUUUGUGGAAGUGAGAUGUGAUUUAAUUGAUUAAUGGGUUUUGAAAUGAAAGAGUAUUGUCAGGUCAAAAUUACCUACGAUUUUCAUUUAGUAUUUUGUAUACUCUAGUAUCAUUGCGAUAUCGAUUGUUUUGGAAUAAAUUGUAAUCAGGUUUA